Molecule: messenger RNA, 681 nt
Organism: Acanthocheilonema viteae
Lineage: Eukaryota; Metazoa; Nematoda; Chromadorea; Rhabditida; Onchocercidae
Source: the annotation of a GenBank genome assembly
AUGCAAAAAAAUUAUUACUUCAAAAAUAUCUUUAAUAAUUCAUUAGUAAAAGAACGUCCUCAUUCCGAUUCAACCGAAUUACUGUUGGGAAAAAGAUUAGAACGUGGCUUACGUAUCCGUUGUUGUGAAAUUGCAGAAGAGCAAAGAAGUGAUAUUGUUGGAUUGUCAUCAUCAUCAUCAUAUCAGUCAUCAACUGUUAAACAUAAUCAUCCUGUUAUCAGACAGAAAACUAUACCAACACAAUUACUUGAAUGUGAUCCAAGACGAGCUUCAAGUACUGAACUUGAACGUGGUCGUUUCAAAUUUGGUAUUAGUAGGUUACGUGAGCGUACAAGUGGACGCGAAUCACGACGAAAUCGUUACCGCGAAGAGGAAAUCAUUCAUAAAGGUAUUGAUCGGAUUGAUGCGGAACGACAACUUUGUAAUCAAGAUAUAGGCGCAUUUUUGAUUCGGGUUCGAGAUAACGGUACCCUAGCGUUAUCAAUAAGAGCCAAUAAAGGCGUGCUACAUAUUAAACUUGAGCUUCGGGAAAAUCGCUGGAUACUUGGUGAAGGGCCAACGUUUGGUUCAAUUGCAAGUAUUAUCAGUUUUUAUCGCUGUCACGAAUUACCGAUCCGUGGAGCGGAUCGAAUGUUACUUAACAAGCCGGUACUUGUUACUACUAACACUACUCAUUCAUAG